Molecule: messenger RNA, 3300 nt
Organism: Drosophila nasuta
Lineage: Eukaryota; Metazoa; Arthropoda; Insecta; Diptera; Drosophilidae
Gene: Lon
Product: lon protease homolog, mitochondrial
Biological process (GO): mitochondrion organization; protein catabolic process; protein quality control for misfolded or incompletely synthesized proteins
Cellular component (GO): mitochondrial matrix
Molecular function (GO): ATP hydrolysis activity; single-stranded DNA binding; ATP binding
Source: RefSeq, a predicted model, not a curated record
GGGCUGACAUUUCAUCAGCGCUAUCACAUAAUCAUUUUACACUUACACUUUCGAUUCUUCACUGCUUCUGCUCUUGUUUCUGAGUUAUUUUUCUAGUUGUGUGUGUUGAAUUAAAAACAGAAAUGUUUACACGUGCCAUACGUAUGCGCUCAAUGCUGCGCGGCCUCUCCACAAUGGCUUCUACGUACACACGCCACAAUCGCCAUGCUCAAAAUUCGAUGGUUGAGUAUUUCAAUGAGGUACGACUGCUGCGUUUCAAGGGAGCCGCUGCUUCGACGGCACAGACUCAGCGGUAUUUUAGUCGCAAGCGUGGUGAUGAGGAUGAUAUAAUGGCGGAAGCGGAACCCGAACUCUUGACGGAUCAACGUGACGGACAACAACUACCGGCAACAGUUGCGGUGCCCGAUGUUUGGCCCCAUGUGCCAAUGUUGGCAAUGCGCCGGCAUCCGCUUUUUCCGCGCUUCAUGAAGAUUGUUGAGGUCUCGAAUCCAAUUGUUAUGGAUCUGCUGCGACGCAAAGUGAAGCUUAAUCAGCCCUAUGUUGGUGUCUUUCUAAAGAAAACCGACGGUGAAGAGGAAAUCAUUCACAAUUUGGAUGAUGUUUAUGCUGUGGGAACUUUUGCCCAGAUCCAAGAACUCCAAGAUUUAGGCGACAAGCUGCGUAUGGUUGUGGUGGCACACAGACGCAUUCGCAUCACUGGACAGGUGAUGGAGGAUGUGCAGCCCGCAUCAAAGUCAGCUGAAGAUCAGUCGAAUGCCGAUGCUGAUGCCACAUCGCGAUUGGUCAAUCGUAGCAUGCGCAAACCUCGUGGACGCAAUGCCCGACGCCAAACGAAUAAGCGUGAAGAGGCCGCUGCCGAAGAGCUUGUGCAGCGCCAGACGCUGGAGUCACCAUUGCCAAGUGGUCGUGUGAAGCCUACAGCAACGCCUAAACCACCCACAGUGGCAGCAAGUGAGACCGCUGGCGAAGCCGGUGAAGAGAACAAGGAUGCGGAAACGACGCCAACAACACCGCCUGUGCUUAUUGUGGAGGUAGAGAAUAUCAAGCUGCCUGCCUACAAGCAAACCGAGGAAGUGAAGGCGCUAACUCAGGAGAUCAUUAAGACGUUGCGUGAUAUCAUAACCAUGAAUCCGCUCUACAGGGAGAGCUUGCAGCAGAUGCUACAUCAGAAUCAAAGAGUUGUUGACAACCCCAUCUACUUGUGUGAUUUAGGCGCUUCCCUGUCAGCUGGUGAGCCUGGCGAACUGCAGAAAAUAUUAGAGGAAACCGAUAUACCUCAACGACUGCUGUUAGCACUUGCGCUGUUAAAAAAGGAAUUGGAGCUGUCGCGUUUGCAGCAAAAGAUUGGACGUGAGGUCGAGGAGAAGGUCAAACAGCAGCAUCGCAAAUAUAUACUUCAGGAACAGUUAAAGGUUAUCAAAAAGGAGUUGGGCAUUGAGAAGGACGACAAGGAUGCCAUUGGUGAGAAGUAUCGCGAGAAACUUAAAGACAAAACCGUGCCGGAGAGCAUUAAAACUGUUAUUGACGAAGAGCUGACCAAGCUAAAUUUCUUGGAGAGCCACAGCUCAGAAUUUAACGUUACACGCAACUAUUUGGAUUGGCUCACCUCACUGCCUUGGGGCGUCAUUAGCCCCGAAAACUUGUGCCUUGACAAGGCAACCGAAAUUCUGAAUAACGAUCACUACGGCAUGGAGGACAUCAAGAAGCGCAUCUUGGAGUUCAUUGCAGUCAGUUCACUGAAGGGCACAACCCAGGGCAAAAUCUUGUGCUUCCAUGGUCCACCUGGUGUGGGAAAAACGAGUAUUGCCAAGUCGAUAGCACGCGCAUUAAAUCGCGAAUAUUUCCGCUUCAGUGUGGGUGGCAUGACGGAUGUGGCCGAAAUUAAGGGACAUCGACGCACUUAUGUAGGCGCCAUGCCCGGCAAACUUAUUCAGUGCCUGAAGAAAACGAAAACGGAGAAUCCCCUCGUGCUCAUCGAUGAAGUCGACAAAAUUGGCAAAGGCUAUCAGGGUGAUCCUAGCUCUGCGCUGUUAGAACUGCUCGAUCCAGAGCAGAAUGCCAAUUUCCUUGAUCAUUACCUCGAUGUGCCCGUGGAUUUGUCGCGUGUGCUGUUCAUUUGCACCGCAAAUGUCAUUGAUACCAUACCAGAACCUCUGCGUGAUCGCAUGGAACUGAUUGAAAUGUCUGGCUAUGUGGCUGAAGAGAAGGUGGCCAUUGCACGUCAAUACCUAAUACCACAGGCCAUGAAUGAUUGCGGUCUAACGGAGAAACAAAUUAAUAUUACUGAAGAUGCACUGAAUAUGCUCAUUCGGAGCUAUUGCCGUGAGAGUGGUGUACGUAAUCUGCAGAAGCAAAUCGAGAAGGUCAUACGCAAGGUGGCGUUCCGCUUGGUCAAGAAAGAGGGCGAGGAAUUCCCCGUCAAUGCAGACAACUUGACCACGUUCCUGGGCAAACAAGUCUUUAGCUCCGAUCGCAUGUACAACACAACACCAGCUGGUGUGGUCAUGGGCCUAGCCUGGACGGCCAUGGGUGGCUCUUCGUUGUACAUUGAGACCUCCAGGCGUCAUAUACGCGCCGAGAAGCCUGAAUCGAACACGGGAAGUCUACAUUUGACUGGAAAUCUGGGCGAUGUGAUGAAGGAAUCGGCACAAAUCGCGCUCACCGUAGCACGCAACUUCCUGUACACUCAUGAGCCAAAUAACAAGUUCCUAGAGCAAGAACACAUUCAUCUGCAUGUGCCUGAGGGCGCUACGCCAAAGGAUGGACCCAGUGCAGGUGUAACCAUCAUCACAGCUUUAGUUUCAUUGGCCACCGGCAAGCCUGUGCGUCCUGAUGUGGCCAUGACGGGCGAGGUGUCACUCAAGGGCAAAGUCUUAACUGUGGGCGGCAUAAAGGAGAAGACCAUUGCUGCUCGACGAAGCGGUGUCACUUGCCUUAUUUUACCAGUUGACAAUAAGAAGGACUUUGAGGAGUUACCCGGCUUUAUUACCGAUGGUUUAGAAGUGCACUUUGCUAGCGACUACGACGAUGUCUUUAAGAUUGCCUUUGCUGACACUAACUUGACGACUUCAGAGACAAAUAGCACCACACCGGUGGCGCAGCGUGAAAAGAUCCCAAGCGCAGCCACAGCCUCACCUAAGACAGGCAGCUCUUAGUGGUAGCCACUAAUUUUAGGCUAAGCACUGGGUUGGGCCUUGGGGACAAGCAACUGUUACCAAGAUUAUAGGUAUAUAUGUAUAUGUCUAGGAAUAUGUAUUUAGAACAAAGCAUUUGUUGUGUUAAUGCCGAGAGUAAAUUGAA